Molecule: messenger RNA, 8561 nt
Organism: Eublepharis macularius
Lineage: Eukaryota; Metazoa; Chordata; Lepidosauria; Squamata; Eublepharidae
Gene: CIC
Product: capicua transcriptional repressor
Exons: 21
Coding region: 105-7664 (2519 amino acids)
Biological process (GO): regulation of transcription by RNA polymerase II
Cellular component (GO): nucleus
Molecular function (GO): RNA polymerase II transcription regulatory region sequence-specific DNA binding; DNA-binding transcription factor activity, RNA polymerase II-specific
Source: RefSeq, a predicted model, not a curated record
CGGCUCCGCUGUUGCUGAGGGGAAGCGAGAGGGGCCCGGCCGGGGCAAGAGAGGCCAGGAGCGGACCGGCGGCUCCCUGAGUCCACACCCAGGCUGGGUUGAAGAUGAAACCAGCGAAGAAGGCUGCCAGCUCCUCCUCUUCCUCCUCUUCAAGCAACAGUAGCAGCAGCCGAUCCCCACCCUCCACCCGAUCCCCACCCUCCACCCGGGCCAAGGCCCAAAAACGCAAGACGACCCUCGAGGAGGGGCCUAAACCUGAAGAGGGGGGAGGGGAGGAGGCGCCAGACCAGCCGCUGGCAUUUGUGGGCGCCCGGCGCAUGCAAGUGAAGAUGGACCCCAGCCUGCGGGAAUUGGCAGGAGCACAUGAUGACCCCUACAAAUUGCCCGAAGGCGAGGGAGAGCCCGGGACUGAGGUCUGUGGGCCAGAGGCCUCAGCGAACCGCAAGACAGCCACUUUUAAAGUGCGUCCCCCCUGCAGGAAGUAUCCAGGGGGUGAAGAAUCCAACGGCAGCGAGGGCCCAGCGGCACCUGCUGAGGAUGAACCUAGGCGCUGUCCCUCUUCCAGUACUGACACAGCCAGUGAGCACUCAGCCGAUGAGAAUGACAAAGGGGUGGGGGACCUGUGGCCAACACCCCCGAGCGAGUACGACCUGCGGCAGUUGCGCUCACAGCGAGUGUUGGCCCAGCGGGAGGGAAUCUUUCAACCGGCUAUAGUGAAGCAGAUCCGUCGGGGGCAGGACUUGGGGGUGCAGUUCAUCAGCGACCGGGUCAUGGCAUACUAUGAAGGGGCACUGGGUUCUGGCGCGGUGGACGUGGUCCUGGAUGCCACACCCCCACCAGCUGCUUUGAUGGUAGGCACAGCCGUUUGUGCUUGUGUGGACUCUGAAGAGACAGCGUAUCGGGAAGGCACUGUGGUUGAAGUGAGUGCCAAGCCGCCCUCGUUCAAAGUACAUUUUGUCCGCCCUGUGCUUCUCCCUGGCACCACUGCUGCCCGUAAAGACUCUGCCUGGGUACCACGCUCAGCCCUGCGUCUUCUGCGUCCACCGUGGCAUUCCGAAUCUCCUCCCCAUGGUAGCAAACAACCUGAAAAGCCCCCUCCUUUGCCAGCAGAGGAGGAGGUUGCUUUGGCUCUUCCAUGCCCAGAGCCAAAGCAGCCAGAAGAUGCAGAGGUCUCUAAGAUCAGUGCUGGGGUGAGAACAGAGGAAAAGUCCGUGGUUGUGCCCCCCCAAAUGUUGUCGCCUCCCAAGUCACCAGCAUUCACUCGCCUCCCCGAGCAGCCGUCGCCUCUGCUGAGCCCAGAAGCGAGUGGGAGUCGCAGUAGCAGCGUGAUGUCUGUAGACAAAUGCAGCACUCCUGGCUCUUCUCGAUCCCGUACACCCCUCACAGCCGCCCAGCAGAAGUACAAGAAAGGGGACGUGGUGUGUACCCCCAACGGCAUCCGCAAGAAGUUCAACGGCAAGCAGUGGCGGCGGCUCUGCUCGAGGGAGGGCUGCAUGAAAGAGUCACAGCGCCGGGGCUACUGCUCUCGCCACCUCUCCAUGCGCACCAAGGAGAUGGAGAGCCUUUCGGAGGGACGGGCCAGCGGGCUGCGAGAGGGCAGUGCUGAAUUUGACUGGGACGAGACCUCUCGGGACAGCGAGACCAGCAGCGCUCGAGGGGAUUCACGGCCCCGACUGGUGGCCCCGGCUGACUUGUCCCGGUUUGAGUUUGACGAGUGCGAGGCGGCCGUCAUGCUAGUCUCCCUAGGCAGCUCCCGCUCGGGCACCCCUUCCUUCUCCCCCGUCUCCAACCAGUCCCCUUUCUCGCCUGCACCUUCGCCGUCCCCCUCCCCGCUCUUUGGCUUCCGUCCGGCCAAUUUCAGUCCCAUCAACGCAUCGCCUGUGAUCCAUCGGGCCGGUGGACGCAGUCGUCAUGUGAGUGCAAGCACCCCCAAGGGUGUCGGGGGUGCCGUGCUGAGCCCUGAGAUGAUGCAUCACGCCGCUCCCCGAGAGCGCCACCAUUCUGGCAUCUUAUCCACCUUCCAGACCAACUUAACCUUCACAGUCCCGAUGAGUCCUAGCAAACGGAAAGCCGAGUCCCACCACAGCAGUACCAGCUCAGCGACCGACUUCCACAAGAACGACAGUCUCGACUCGGGGGUGGAGUCUGUCUCGCAUACACCCACCCCCUCCACGCCCGCCGGCUUCCGGGCAGUGUCGCCUGCAGGCGCUGGGCCUUUUUCCUCCCGCUCCCAGCAGGCCUCUCCGCUCUUGUUGGUGCCGCCGCCUGCUGGGCUGACCUCUGACCCCAGCCCCACAGUGCGUCGGGUGCCUGCUGUGCAGAGGGACUCUCCUGUCAUCGUGCGCAACCCGGAUGUUCCCCUACCCUCCAAGUUCACUGAGAAGCCUCUGGAGGGACGGGUGGGCAGUCCCCGAAUGGGCAAGGCCGGCUCCAAGGAACAUCUGGCUGGCAAGGGACAACUGCAGGUGCCGGUGCCCAUUAAUGUGGGUCGGACACUGCCUUCCAGCCAGCCCAGCGUGACCUCUGCCCCCGAGCAGGCCCCGCCUAUUUUCAGUGUCUCCUCCCCCUUUCAGCCAGUUGCCUUCCAUCCCUCUCCAGCCGCCCUCUUGCCUGUCAUUGUCCCCGGCGAGUACACUAGCCACCCGGCGCCCAAGAAGGAGAUUAUCAUGGGAAGACCUGGCACAGUGUGGACAAAUGUGGAACCCCGGUCUGUGGCUGUAUUCCCGUGGCACUCCCUGGUGCCCUUUCUGGCUCCCAGCCAACCGGAUUCCUCUGUACAGCCCAGCGAAGGCCAGCAGCCUGUCAAUCAUCCCUCUACGUCCAAUCAGAACAAAGAGCCUCCAGAAUCAGCUGCCGUGGCUCAUGAGCUUCCUGGUGCAUCUUCCGGGGCUGAGGUGGGAAGGCCAAACACUUCUCAUUCCAAUAGCCCAGCCCCAAUUCCCCAGCCAUUGAUAGCAACACCAGGAGGGGGUGGCGGUCCCUCACAGCACGAUGAUGACAUCUCGGGGCACCCACGUCUGGACAGUGAGACGGAGAGCGACCAUGACGAUGCGUUCCUGUCUGUUGUAUCUCCUGAAAUUCAACUCCCACUGCCACCCGGGAAGCGCCGUACCCAGUCGUUAAGCGCCUUGCCCAAGGAGCGGGAUUCCUCCUCAGAGAAGGACGGGCGCAGUCCUAACAAGAGAGAGAAGGAUCACAUCCGGCGGCCUAUGAACGCUUUCAUGAUCUUCAGCAAGAGGCAUCGUGCCCUAGUGCAUCAACGGCAUCCCAACCAGGACAACCGCACAGUCAGCAAGAUCCUGGGAGAGUGGUGGUACGCGCUGGGGCCCAAGGAAAAGCAGAAAUACCAUGACCUGGCCUUCCAGGUGAAGGAAGCUCAUUUUAAAGCACACCCUGAUUGGAAGUGGUGUAACAAGGACAGGAAGAAGUCCAGCUCAGACGUGAAGCCUGCAGGUCCAGGGGGAUGCACCAAGGAGACACGUGAGCGCAGCAUGUCAGAGACGGGCACUGCUGCCGUGCCGGGAGGCCCUUCGGAGAUGCAGGUGUUGCUGGGGUCGGAGGGCAAAGCAGGGGUCAUGGGACCUGGGCACGGCCACGGAGACCGAAUCCUGCCCAUGUCAGGGCCUGGUGCUCAGCGGCCACGUGCCUUCUCCCACAGCGGAGUGCACGGGUUGGAAAGCGACCGCGACAGCCAGGUGCUGCAGGAGCUUACUCAGAUGUGCUCAGGACAGUCUCCGUACGUCAGUGGGAAAGGGCAGUAUGGGGGGCUGGGCCCCUCAGGGUCCCCGUUUGCAACUCCAGGCGAAGGACCCCGCCCUUCCCUGCUCCCGCAUCCCUCUCGAGCUUCCCGUUCUCAACGCACCACCAGUGAGGACAUGACCAGCGAUGAAGAGCGCAUGGUGAUUUGUGAAGAGGAGGGCGACGACGACGUAAUUGCUGAAGAUGGGUUCAACCCAGCCGACGUUGACUUGAAAUGCAAGGAGCGUGUGACAGACAGUGACAGCGAAGGGUCCUUGGGGGACGAAACAGACAACAAGGACUUUGGGCGAAAGCUGUUCUCCCCAGUGAUCCGCUCAGCAGCCCUGCCCCCUUCCUCCGGUGCCUUCACCCCCUGCCGUCCGCCCCCUCCCCUAGACUUGGAGCCUCCGCCGCCUCACGGUCCUGAGCAGCAGCCGUCUUCCAAGUCCUACGGCUCCUUCCAGGUUACAUCCAGCACCUUCAAGGGUCAAGACUCUCGAGGCGGGCUCCGUCCCCACAAUGCCCCGGCAAAGCGCCUGGAGCCACGUUUUGAUCCAGCGGCAGCCCCCUACAGGCGGAAGCGGGUGGACAGUGCCGGAGGUCCCCAGGCGGCCAUGGAGUCUGGGACGUUGCUUCCAGCUGUAUCCGCUCACUCAGUCAUCUCUUCACCCAGUGGCAUGGUUCAAGCUGUGGUGCUGCCCGAUUCUGCCCGUUUGUCCUCUGGCACGGUGCUGGUGACUGCCCCAUCCAUGAGCACUCCCAGCGUGGGGGUAAUUGGCUACAGUGGGGCACCCAACCUGGUCCGCACAGCCUCCACUGUAGUCACCAAUGUGGUCAAACCGGUCAGCAGCACUCCUGUGCCCAUUGCCAGCAAGCCCUUCCCACGUGGGUCAGGGGAAGGGCCGCCAUUGCUUAGCCCUCCCCCCUCAGAUGGUAGCGGCAAGCCUGAAGGGGGCGUUUCCAUGGGACGCAUCAGCCUGCUCUAUGCCGACAAAAAGCAUCCGCAGCCCUCCUCGAUACCUGGGAUUCAAGCCGCAUCUCCUCACUUAGUUGCCGGACCACUGAUUGGGCAAGGCUUGGCUACCGUUGGUAAAGGCCCUCCCAGCCAAGGCAGCGUUGUGACCAACCUUCUGGUGGGGACUCAAGGUUACGGGCAGCCAGGUGGUGCAGGAGGGGCUGGUGUCCCAGUGACGGUGUUGCCACCUGGCGCUGCCAUUACCCAGCAGCCCUCUGUACAGUUCAUUACCCAGAAUCCUCCUGGGCCAGGGCAGAAUGGCCCAGUACCCCUCAGCAUCCUACAACCUCAAGGCAUCCUCUCCGGAACAGCGGGCAAGGCGGGUGGCAUCACCCAGGUGCAAUACAUCCUGCCCACGUUGCCUCAACAGCUACAGGUGGCCGGAGGGAAGGUACCGGCUGGAGCGGGUGCCCCUGGAUCCGCCAGCAUUCACUUCACUCUGCCGCCAACCAACGGAAAGGUCAUCACUGCACCCCAGGCAAUCCCCAUUAUACAGCCCGCUCCAGGAAGCAGCAAUAACAGCGUCACUGUUGUCUCUUCAGCCCCCAAAGUUCAGUCUGUGUCUCCAGUACAAGCCCCGUCUCCUGCCAGCUCAACCCACCUCAUGUCCGGGCAGGUGGUGCCUCCUGCAGGCCUCCAGGUGCAAGGCAAGGUCCUGGUGCCCAUGGCAGCCCCCCAGGUAACCGUGCGGACCACCACAGCUGCCCAGCUGCCUCUGGUGACUCCGCCUUUCCCGGUGCCAGUGCAGAAUGGGAGCCAGCCGGCAAGUAAGAUUAUCCAGCUCACGCCGGUGCCGGUGGUUCAGCCCCAACCCUCUUCGCAAAGCAACGCCACGCUGGUGCCCCCGCUCAGCCCAGCUGCUCUGCAGGGCACAGUAGCCACUGCUGUUGUGGGCUCUCCAAGCCAAGCCCAGAAAGUCUUGUUGCCCUCCUCCACCAGGAUCACCUACGUGCAGUCGGCAGCUGGGCACCCCCUGUCCCUGGGCACCUCGGCCUCUCACACGCAGCCCAGUGCCCCCCCGGCCGCACCGGCCACAACCUACGUCCAGUCCUCAGUGGGCCCUGCCCCUAUGACGCUGGGUUUCACGGCUAUCGGGCCAAAUGGGCAGGCCAUAGUGCAGCCACUGCUGUCGGGUCAGAGCCCUUUGUUGGCUCCGGGACAAGUGGGGGUGUCCCCACUCCAAAGCCCCCAGCUCCCGGCUUCCUGUGCUGGACAGGGGCAGGUCAUCACUGCCAUCUACCCCGGCCCCGCAGGGACCAGUCCGGCUCAACCGCCCACACACAGUGUGGUCUACACAGUGGCAGCCACAAGCAGCGCCUCUGUCUCUUCUCCCACGGCCAUCCUGCCCAAAGGGGGCAGCACUCAGAGCUCUGGGGGGCCUAGCCAGGGCCUUCUCUCAUCAGCCACCCAGGUCAUUCCUUCAGCAGCCGCCCGGCCUCAGCGUCCACCCCUCAAGCCUCCCCAGAAGGUGAAGGCAGCCAUCGCCAGUAUCCCUGUAGGCUCUUACGAGUCAGCCUCCUCUCCAGGUUCAGUUCGCCCCCCCGUGGGGGGGCAGCAGCAGGAGCCCGGAGGGACACGAUACCACUGGGAGGCCGAAGGCACAGGCGAGCGAGUUGCACGGGACGUGGGGCCCCAAGAGCCACCACCUUCCCCUGCAUCUCGGGGCACCGAACAGAGUCCAACGGGGCCAGCUAAACCCCAGGAACUGAAGCGGGAUUCUUGGGAGCCGGUGUCUCCCCCAUCUCCCCAGCAGCCACCGGUGACAGAGAUGCCAACCUCCGAAGUCUGGAACCAGCGGGAAAUGUCGGUGGGGCCCAGUGAGGAGAGGGCAGUUCGUGACCCACUGUCUGCCCUGCCACUGAGCAGUAAAGGGACUGAGACGGCCCUGAAAUUCCCCACUUCCCCUGACUGGAGACCAGCAGCUUCUGAAGGACGCCCUGAGGCUUCGGUACCACCCACGGGCCCAUCCUCUCUCAGUCCUUGCCUGUUGAGCUCUGGGGAGAGCUCCAGAAGUGGCGCCUCGGCGCUUGCAGCAGCAGCAGCAGCCCCUACGUCUGAAGGGCCCGAACCAAAGGAGGGGCCCACAGGGAAGAAAGUGAAAGUCCGACCUCCUCCGCUGAAGAAAACGUUUGACUCCGUUGACAACAGGGUUCUCUCGGAGGUGGAUUUCGAGGAGCGUUUUGCUGAGCUGCCCGAAUUCAAGCCCGAGGAGGUGCUGCCGUCGCCCACUCUGCAGUCACUUGCCACGUCACCCCGUGCCAUCCUGGGCAGCUACCGCAAGAAGCGCAAGAACUCCACGGACCUCGACUCCUCCACUGAGGACCCCAUCUCUCCCAAGCGGAAGAUGCGCCGUCGCUCCAGCUGCAGUUCAGAGCCCAACACCCCCAAGAGUGCCAAGUGCGAAGGAGACAUCUUUACUUUCGACAAAACUGGCACGGAUACAGACGACGUACUGGGAGAGCUGGAGUAUGAGAAGGUGCCGUACUCAUCGCUCCGGCGUACCUUGGACCAGAGGAGGGCUUUGGUCAUGCAGCUCUUUCAAGAUCACGGCUUCUUCCCUUCAGCCCAAGCCACUGCAGCUUUCCAGGCCCGGUACUCCGACAUAUUCCCCACCAAGGUUUGCCUGCAGCUCAAGAUCCGAGAGGUGCGGCAGAAGAUUAUGCAGGCGGCCACUCCCACAGAGCAGGCGCCCAGCACACCAGAGCCCGGAAGCUCCACCGGCCAAGGCGGCUCUGCCGAAGGACAGCCUUUGGAACUGGUUCUUGCCCAGGACUCGGCGCCAGGAAUGGAGGCUACAGCUGCAGCUGCUGCCACCCCAGCCCCCCCUUCCACCACAGCCCUUGGCUGGGACUGUAACCAGCAGUCUCCCCCCGGGGGUGGCGGCAACAGCAGCAGCACCAGCAGCAGAUGAACAGCCUGCAAGUAGCCGAGCAAGAUAAAAAAAACAGCCUUGCGGGAGGAGGGCGGGAUCCUGGAGCUUCCCCUCAUCUUUCCUCCCCGCACAUGCUCUUCCCCACUAACUUUGCCUUCCCCAAAAGGGACUGAAAGGGGAAAUUGGCUACCCUUGCCCUGCGCACUUUCUGGCCUCCCUUUUCUUGCUCCUGCCCAGCUGGUUUGCUCUGCAGGUGGGGGGGGGGCGGGCGGGCUGUGGACUCCUGCAGCUCCCAUCCACAGGGGGGAGCAGUGGUGCCGCAAUACCAGCCAUUCCAGGAGGCGGGUGGAGAUGCCGGGAGACCUCCAGGGGCAGGGCGGGACUGGGGGCGCCGUAGGCCGUGGGCAGGACACACCUGUAAAGCGCCAUGCUAGUCCUCCCACCUCCUUUUAAUAAUGUUAAAUAUUUUCAAACUACCCAGCUGCCCCCCUCCCCCCAUGCAUACUCGUUGCUUCUGUGUCAGUAACUGGGGAGGGGGAGGGGAAGUGUCUUUCCACCCACUGCUGCAGAGGCGGGGGGCAUUUAUGGCCAUGCGUCCUGAGCAGGCAACUUGCUUUGGCCAUUCUAAAGGCCAGGUUAGGAGAGGAAGAAGAAAUCAAAUUGGAAGGAGACUUUUCCCAGGUGGUCAAAAUGGGGAGUGGAGUGGGACUGGGGGGAGAGGUUGAUUGGCUUGCAGCGCAGCCUGAAUCCAACCGGGAGCAGAGACGAUCUUUGGGGGCGGGAGGCGAUCCAGCUAGAGGGCUGUGCUGGCAGGUGGGGGCUCCCCCCCCCCAAGCGUGAGCAUGCUGGUGGCCGAAGCCACAUGUUGACCAUGUGUAACCCCUUCUGUAUCGGGGUGGCCCCACCUCACAUGCUAUUAAAGCUCUUUAACAAUCA